Messenger RNA from Cavia porcellus (domestic guinea pig), 1875 nucleotides. It is a transcript of the gene Sys1, whose product is annotated as SYS1 golgi trafficking protein. Gene Ontology annotation, cellular component: trans-Golgi network; Golgi membrane. The transcript has 4 exons. Gene Ontology annotation, biological process: protein localization to Golgi apparatus; Golgi to plasma membrane protein transport; Golgi to endosome transport. Bases 331 to 591 code for a protein of 86 amino acids. Lineage: Eukaryota; Metazoa; Chordata; Mammalia; Rodentia; Caviidae. The record is from RefSeq and is a predicted model, not a curated record.
CCCGCUGCCUAAGUCCUGUACGUAGUUUAAGGCUCGGGUGCACAAAUUGCGCCUGCGCAUUGUCAGCUCCGCCUUCCGCCGCCAUCCCCGGAAACGCUUCCUUCUCACGUAGCUACCUCGGCUCUUCGGGUCGCGGGAAUUUGCCUCUCUAGGCUGGUCGGGCCUCUUCUCCAUGGUCCGGUCUGUUAACAGGGUUUUGAAAGCUAGCAGGUGAGGCCGGGCUAGGCGCGGACGCUGCAUCCCCGAGUCAGUCACCGGUGGCUGGGCGAUCGGGAGACCAUGGCGCGGCGACGGUGAGGCUCGGGCAGUGGCCGGACCCCGCGGGCCAGUAUGGCGGGCCAGUUCCGUAGCUACGUGUGGGACCCGUUGCUGAUCCUGUCGCAGAUUGUGCUCAUGCAGACCGUCUAUUAUGGCUCGCUGGGUCUGUGGCUGGCGCUGGUGGAUGCUCUAGUGCGAAGCAGCCCCUCGCUGGACCAGAUGUUCGACGCCGAGAUCCUGGGCUUUUCUACCCCUCCAGGCCGGCUUUCAAUGAUGUCCUUCAUCCUCAAUGCCCUCACCUGGGUCUCACUACAUAGCCCAGGCUGGCCUUGAACUCACUGUGUAGCCCAGAAUGACCUUGAACUCCUGAUGAUCUUCUUGCCUCAGCCUCGCAAGUGUUGGGAUUACAGGCACGCGCCAUCAUAUCCAGCUGAUUUCAUUUUCUGUGUGUCAGUUAUUCCUGACCAACCAUGUUCCAAAAAUGUGAAAUGGAAAAUUCCAAAAUAAAUAAUUCAUAGGCUUUUAAUUGUCCACCAUUCUGAGUAGCAUGAAGUCUUGCACUGUCUUUGCCCAUCCCGCCCAGGCUGUGAAUCAUCCUUUUGUCCCGCGCAGUCACUCUGUAUGUGAUGCCCUCCCUUCGUCACUUAGGAGCUGUCUCCGUUAACAAAUCAACUGUCAUGGCAUUGCUUGUGUUCAAGUAACCCUUACUUCAUUAAGGGUUGAGACACUAGCCAUUCAGUAUGCCAAAGAGCUUGUACUUUUGUUAAGUAAAAAGGUAAAAGUGCAAUAAGAUAUUUUGAGAGAUUAUAGUCACACCUUUUGCUGCAGUAUAUUGUUAUAAAUCUUAUAUUUUAUUAGUUAUGAUUCAUAUCAUUGUAUCUACUGAUUAAACUUUAUAUAGGUAUGAAUAUAUCAUAAAAAUAUAGUAUAGAUAGGAUUCAGGACUAUCUUUGAUUUCAGGCAUUCAUUGGGGGUCUUGGAACAUACUCCCCCACACAGAGAGAAGUAUUUUAUUAAAAAUGUUUAAGACAGGGCCUCAAUCUGCAAUCUGGGCUGGCUGUGAACUCUCUAUGUCUUCCAGGGUGGCCUUGAACUCACAGCAGUCUUUCUGCCUUAGCCUCUCAAGUGUAGGGAUUACAGGCCUGCACCACCAUACCUGGCUCAGUGUUUUGGUUUGGUUUUGUUUUUGCUUUUUUGGGACAGGGCCUCACUAUAUAGUUCAGGCUGGCUUUAAACUUGCAGUGAUUCUCCUGCCUUAGCCUUCCCAAUGCUGGGAUUAAAAUUAGUAUUAGAAACAAGACCAACUCUAUGUUGUCUAAAAAUCAAUUUAAAUAUAGAGAUACAGAUACUUUAAAGGAGUGGAGAAAGAUACAUCAUGCUGAUACUAACCAUAACAAAUCUGAAGUGGCUACCUUAGUUUCAGACACAGAUUUCAAAACAACAAACAUCAGAGAUAGAGUGAAGCAUCAAAUAAUAAUAGAGGAAGUGGGAAUGGUGGUGCACGCCUAUAAUCCCAGCAUUUGGGAGGCUGAAGCAGGAGGAUAGCUGGGAGUUCAAAGCCAGCCUGGUAUCCAUAGUGAGACUCUGUCUCAAAAAAAAAAAAAAAAAAAAAAAGAA